GAGAUGGCAAGUCCAGACAUGACAGUAAAGACAGAGAUGGACAGUCGAGUCCGGUUUCCAGCAGGAUGGGGAGGUCAUCUGUCAGUCCCACCAUGAUGCUGACAGGAGGAGGAGAACCAAAGUCUGCGGGUAAGCUCGGCCGCUCAGCUUCAACUUCAGGAGUUCCUUCACCAGGUGGCAUGCCACAUCGUCACCUGCAUGAGCCGCAUCACCUUGCCCUAAGCCAGGUUUUAACUGAACAAGAGAAAAUAAAACAACUUGAGAGUAAAAGAAGCUUUGGUCCAUCAGCUGAAGUCUGACAAGAUGUGCGCACGUUUUUACUAAUUUGGACUUUUGUAUCAUUCAUGUCAAAUAUUUCAAUCUUUAGGAUUUAUCUUUCAUUUUGAAACUAACAGCAUGCGGUUAAAUGCUCCAGUACUUAUACUGUAGUUUCUAUAGUGAUACAAAGUUAAAUGCUAAUACUAACAUUAUAUUAACAUUACACUAAACUAACAACAACACUGUUCAAAUUCACUCUGAAAUUAAAACCUUUUAAAUCAUAAAAGAUCGAAUUAAAAGUGUCAGUAAACUUUUUACCUGAACAUGUGGAUGCAACCACACCUACUUCCACCAAUAAUAACUCCACCCACUAAUAUCUAUCCCACUUCUUUAACAUGUAAGCAAAACUUAAAUUCAAUCAUUUAUUAACAAUGAUUAUGUUGUACAAUAUGGUUGUUUCUAUAAUUAUAAUCUUAUUAUAUUUGUUUAUAAUAUAAUCAAAAUGUAUGGAUGUCAAAGUGAUCCUCGUACACGAAAGCUGCUGUGAUCAUUUCACACGUACACACAACCGUGAGCUAAAGUCAUCUAAUUAAAAACAUGUUAUUGUCUUCUCUGUCUGUCUUUCUGUGUGUGUGUGUGUGUGUGUGUGUGUGUGUGUGUGUCCGUCCAUUCGCUUAUCUAACUCAAAAAAGACAAUAAAAGAAAAAAAAGACAAUAAAGCUUAAAGUAUUAACUGUAACUAUUAAUAUUGACACAAAGACAGAUUCAUCAGGAUGCAACAUCACAGAGUAACAGCCAAUCACAUGCCAGACUGAUAAUGCCUACUGUUGCUAAAUGAAUCAAUACACAACAAGAAACUCAGAUUUCAUAUGCUCAUGAAUAAAAAGGGGGACAAAAACAACACCAAGAGGCACAAAACACAAUAAAGACUAAAAAUAAAACCAAAAAUAGCACCAAUAGAUGAAAAAAACGAGACAAAAAAAAAAACAACAACGCAAAAACACCACAAAACUCUGCAAAGAGGCAUCUUGACAAAUGCUCAAUCAUUCAGGUAAGGAAAUCCCAGAGAGUUGAUUCUGUUCAUCUGGACAUAGUGCACUCUGUGGGAGUGGGACAACACUGUCAUGGUCCUGGGUCAGUGACCCAAUAUUUUGUAGCUUUUUCAUUUGUGUUUCUUUUUUUUUAUAAUUCAAGUAUUUAUUAGAUUUUGCAUUUUAUAACAGCAAAUACAGAGAUGCAACAACGAAAGCAAGAAGCAAACAAACAAAAACAAACAAACAAAAUAAAACACAACGAAACAAAACAAAACAAGUGAGGUUUUAACAUAUGUUGUAUUAAGCUCAAAUGUCCAAGUCAGGUAGACAUGUAGGUGCAAAAAUUGUCCCACUGUUCCAGCGCAGCUUCCGUCACAUGGUGUAUUUUUCCCAGCAUCUUUUCCCAGCAUCCUGUGUGACCCUUCCUCUGUGUCAUCUGUGGAUUUAGGUUUAGGUUCCCCUUUGUUUCUGAGCAUUCCAUUCUCCGCUCCUGCUGUAUCCUGCUCACUUAUAAAUAAAAGCUCACUCAUCCCAUCAAAGUCAGCGCCUGUGUUUGAGUCCUUACCUCACCUCCACACGUCUGCCGUCGCAGCUGUGACAAAUAUGCUCAAUACGCUAUGUCCAGAUAAACAGAAACAACUGUUUGGUACUACAAAGAGACCAAAAAACCCACAAAGACUCAAAAUUACAACAAAAAUAACACAAAGAGGAAUGGGACGAAAAGGGACCCAAAAAAUCCCCAAAAAACAGCAACAGGAGACCACAAACCAAAACAAAACAACAUAAAAUAUGAUUGCUGUUUAAUUUAUAUAUAUAUCACAACAGUAGUCAUGUCAAGGCGGUUUUUAUUGUAAUCUAAUGAUACAGAAAAAGCCGCGACCCGCUAUGAGCAAGAACUCGCCGACAGUGGGAAGGAAAAACUCUAUUUUAGGAGAGAGAAAUCUCUGGCAGGAUCAGGCUCAGGCUCAGGCAGUUAUCUGCCAUAACCGCUGGGAAUGAGGGCAGAAUGACAGCCAUAGAUUCAUCACUGUCAUGGGUAGGGACGGGUACCCAUGAUGGCACCGGUUCUGACAUAAACGGUAGUAACCAGACCGAAAAGCAGUGCACAUUUCGGUGCUUUAUUUCGGU
Messenger RNA from Haplochromis burtoni (Burton's mouthbrooder), 2420 nucleotides. RefSeq names its product neuronal tyrosine-phosphorylated phosphoinositide-3-kinase adapter 2. Gene Ontology annotation, biological process: neuron projection morphogenesis; phosphatidylinositol 3-kinase/protein kinase B signal transduction. The record is from RefSeq and is a predicted model, not a curated record. Lineage: Eukaryota; Metazoa; Chordata; Actinopteri; Cichliformes; Cichlidae.